This is a messenger RNA of Myxozyma melibiosi, 2592 nucleotides long. Its product is annotated as endo-1,3(4)-beta-glucanase. The record is from RefSeq and is a predicted model, not a curated record. Gene Ontology annotation, molecular function: glucan endo-1,3-beta-D-glucosidase activity; endo-1,3(4)-beta-glucanase activity. Gene Ontology annotation, cellular component: cell surface. The transcript is spliced from 3 exons. NCBI's taxonomy places the organism in Eukaryota, Fungi, Ascomycota, Lipomycetes, Lipomycetales, Lipomycetaceae. The coding region runs from base 244 to 2418 and encodes 724 amino acids.
CCCCAAAACAUUCAUCCGCUACUAUUACGGGCUGUUGGUCGGCACUGCCCAAUAAUAGCAAAGCACGUGCACCACCGAUGACGCCCAGCGCUGCGCGAGCCAGAGCUUCCCAGCACACUGUGCUGAACACCCGCUUUCUAUUCCUAAAUCCUGCAGACCACCAUAGACUCUCCCCUGCGCCGAUUCUCUCUACAUUCUCACUAGAUUUUAGAACGUGCAUUACCGUUUUUUGGAUACUAAAACAUGCCCGUCGAGCUUUUCCAACCGGUCGCAGUCACGGCUCCGCAUCCGCAUUUCUCUCGCCGUUCACACCCACUGCCGCCGAAAUCGCUGGCUAUCCCCGCAGACAAAGAUGAGCGCGAGCGACCGGCGAUCGAGACCAACAAGUUUUACUCGAAUCUUUAUCUUGGGAAUCAGGAUCAGCCGGUUUUCAUGUGCCCGUAUGUGCUGUGGUGGGAUCACCGGAGUGAGGGGCCUGAUGCGCACUACGGAUUGAGCAUCAGUCACACUAGCAACGAGCAGCGGGUAUACGGACCUGAUCCGAAAGAGCAAAAUGCGCAAUACUUUUUCCAUCCUGCCGGCAUCAGAUCACUGUCGUUGUCUGCGUUCGAGUUCGACAAGACGAUGAGCAUCGAGCUGUCGCAGUCAGCCCAGUUCUCGGUUGUCGCGCUGUUCAAACCCGGCUCAGCGCACGGCACAGGCAAAUCCCUGAACGUUCCGAUCGUGCUCGGCACGGGCUUCAUCACCGGCACAUACUACAAUCUUAUCCCGCGGAUCAACUCGGCUGUCGGGUUUCGGGUGUUUAAAGAGAAACCGUCGCCGAGGAGUGGGAUUCAAAAGUACGGCAUCGAACUUCAUGAUCGAACUAAGUGGCUUAUAUAUGCGUGGGUUCCCGAAGAUCAGCAUUUGAAACUAAAGCAAGACGGCGACCAUACGGUCACUGCCGAGCAACGCGUGCGGAAUGUUUUGUUUCAGAUCUGCAAACUCGUUGACGGAUCAGAGAAGAUAUACGACCAGUACGCUGGCAAAUACGCCAUCCGCGCGCAACUUUCAGGAACCGCAAACAAAAACAAGGGAGACGUGCGGAUCAACUGGUCGACAAGACAGGCAAACAACGCCAACGCGUUACUGCUGUUCGCACUGCCGCACCACGUGGCCUCGUUCACGGACCAGAUGAAGAAGCGCGCGCUGGGAUUCGGGCUCGAUUCUCCUACAAAGGGCAAAGCGAUGGCCUACGGCACCAAUGAUUUUUUCAUGCAGGAGACGCUGCCGACCGAUAUCGAGUUCAUGCCGUGGACGAGUAUCCCCAACGUUCGGACGAAUCAGUACAGCCGCGAGGCUCUCGGUCAUAUCUUCGAUGCCGCGUGCGUGGAGUUGGAGCAAGACGUCGAGGCGCAGUGUAAUCUGAACUCGAUGUACUUCUCGGGCAAGGCGCUCGACAAGUUUGCGUACAUUGCGUUUGUCGCGUACCAGGUCUUGGGUAAUUUGGCAAUGACGCAGGCCGCGAUGAACAAGGUCGCGAACGCAUUCCGACGGUUCAGCGCAAACAAGCAGCAGUAUCCGCUGGCGUACGACACCACCUACAAAGGCAUCGUCUCCAGCGGCGCGUUCAUCACCGAGAACGCGCUCGAGGACUUUGGAAAUACGUACUACAACGACCACCAUUUCCACUACGGAUACUUCAUCCAUGCGGCAGCUUUGAUCGGCUACGUUGAUGCCGCGUUGGGCGGGACCUGGAUCUACGACAACAAGGAUUUCGUAAACACUCUGGUGCGCGACAUUGCGAAUCCGUCCGAACACGAUCCGUACUUCCCAGUCUCGCGAUCGUUUGACUGGUACCACGGACACAGUUGGGCCAAGGGCCUGUUUGAGAGCGGAGACGGCAAGGACCAAGAGUCUACGUCGGAGGACUACCAUCAUGCGUAUGCGAUCAAGCUGUGGGGAAAGGUCUCUGGCGACAAGAGCAUGGAAGCGCGGGGAGACAUGAUGCUGGCGAUCAUGAAGCGCAGCUUCAAUACGUACUUUAUGAUGUCGAGCAAAAACUCUGUGCAAGAUCCUAGGAUUUUGGCAAACAAAGUUACCGGUAUUCUGUUUGAAAACAAAAUCGAUCACACGACUUAUUUCUCCCCAAGAAUCGAGUGCGUGCAGGGUAUCCACAUGAUCCCAAUCACCCCCGUGUCUUCAUACAUGCGAUCUCCCGAGUUCACCUACGAAGAAUGGAGCACGCUGCUGCAGCAGAUUGCCGAUAAAGUGGACGACGGCUGGAAGGGCAUCCUGUACGCCAACGUCGCGCUGUUUGACCCGCGGGCUGCGUGGCAGUUCUUUGCGCAUCCAAAGUUUAUGUAUCAGUGGCUAGAUGGCGGGGCGAGCAGGACUUGGUAUUUGACAUACGCAGCUGGGGUUGGCGGCGCUCCGUAGAGGAUGAUUAUCUCAUUCAGUUAUGGUGGGACGGGCAGGUAGAUCAAUAUAGCAUAUCACACGUAAAUUCAGCCACUGCCGAUAUUGGGUGCUUGUCGGUAUAUAAAAUGGGAGUUAUUUGGGUAAAUUAACCAGUACGGACGUAGAGUGCAUGGAUAUUAGUCGAAUAUCGGG